GCGCCUUGGCUUCAUCCCAAUUUAAAUUUCACUCAUUUAAAACAAAAACAAAAACAAAAACGAAAACGAAAACAUAGAACAAAAACCAACAAAAAAAAAAAAAAAAAAAAAACAGAAAACAGAAACCAGAAACAGGCAAACAGGGUUCAAGGGGUUAAUGCUUAGUAGCUGUUUGGAGACUGUUUUAGCUUCCUUAGCGUCCACAGGACAUGCAAGAGGCGAAGCGACUUCACGCUUGCAUCAUAACAUCCGGGCUUCAGCAGCAAGAGAUUCACCUCCGGAAGCUCAUCGCUCUCUACGCCGAUCCUCGCAUUCCUUCCUCCCUCUCCCACGCCCGCCUCCUUUUCGACCAAAUUCAACUCCCAUCUACCUUCAUCUACAACACCAUGUUCCGCGCCUAUGCUGCCAGCACCGACCCACUUCAAGCGCUACAUCUCUACCGUCAAAUGUGCCGCCAUGGUACUCCUCCUGAUCACUACACCUUCCCCUUCUUGCUCAAGGCCUGUUCUAGCCUCUCCCACCUUGCACAAGGCGAAGAAAUCCAUUCCCAAGCUCUCAAACACGGGUUCGGCUCGGACUUGUUCGUGCAGAAUUCGCUGAUAUUCUUGUACGGAUCGAAUAAUAGGAUUUCUGUGGCCCAUCAGGUUUUUGAUGAGAUGGGUCAUCGGGAUAUUGCUACUUGGACCACUUUGGUUACCUGUUAUGUGGAUUUUUGUUCGGUUGAGUCGGCACGUCAGGUGUUUGAUAAUAUGCCCGACAGAAAUGUUGUUUCCUACAGUGCCAUGAUUGCCGGUUACGUUCGAAAGAGUCGGUUUGGAGUGGCAUUAGGCUUGUUUCGUGAGUUGGUGGAUGCAAAAAUGGAGCCUAAUGAUUCCACCAUCAUGAGUGUACUCUGUGCUUGUGCGAAUCUGGGCGCUUUGGAUAUGGGUAGAUGGAUUCAUUCAAGUAUACGCCAAAGGAAGGGCGACCAAUUUGACAGCCUUAUCACUACUGCUUUGAUAGAUAUGUAUGUCAAAUGUGGUAGCAUAAUGAAUGCAUUGUGCGUUUUUGAAGGAGCUAGGAAGAAAAAUGUUGGUGAAUGGACCGCUUUGAUGUCUGGGUUGGCCAUGCAUGGUCUUGGCAGGCAAUUGAUUGAGGCAUUUGAAGAAAUGGUGAGCUCUGGGGUUAAACCGAAUGCUGUUACAUUUGUUGCGCUUCUCGCUGGGUGCUCACAUUCAGGACUAGUGAAAGAGGGCUUGAGCUAUUUCAACAGAAUGAAGUUGGAAUAUGGGGUUGAUCCAAUUGUUGAGCACUUCGGUUGUGUGGUUGAUCUUCUUGGUCGGGCUGGAUUGAUUGAUCAAGCCUUCCGUUUUAUUGAGGAAAUGCCUGUGGAGGCAAAUGCUGCAAUUUGGGGUGCUCUCUUUAAUGCCUGCAGGGUCUACAAGAAUGUUGAAGUUGGAGAAAUUGCUGCAAGAUGGCUAAUGAUCGAUGAGCCCUGGAAUGCGGCUAUUUAUGUAUCUUUAUUAGGUUUGUACAGGGAGGCUGGAAGAUGGGAUCAGGUGGAAAAGGUUAAAGAGGAAAUGAAGAAUACCGUUUGUAGAAAGAACCCUGGUUGCAGCUUGCUUGAAGUAAAUGGCUUUUGUUUUGAGUUUGUAGCUGGAGAUAGGUCACACCCUUGUGCCUUAGAAGUGUGUAAAAACUUAAGUAAAUUGAUCGUGGAAUUUACAGAAAAUUAAUGUGUACAAAUCUAAUGGCACAGAAAGCUUGCGCUAUGCUGCCACUGCAGAUCUUCUCUACUCGUGGAGUCUGUAUCAAUCAGCGAUCCAGGUAGCUGUUGUUUGUACAAGAGCUAAAACCAAGCAGUGAUGCUUAUGAAAGUAGCUGCCAAGGAUUGCUGGUGGCUUUCAAAAACAUUCUCCAAAAAGUGCUUCUCUAGGAAAUAGAAGUCAUCUGGCAGCACAUUGUAUGAACUAGGAACAUAAGAGAUUCCUUUUUAUGGGGAAGCAUGUUGGCUGCGAAAACUUCUCCGGGUGCACAUGGUUGUGUAAAGCUACAAGAGAAUUUUAGUGGAAAGCACCAGAGUUGAUCAGAUGAAAAAUGUGUAGCUGUAAGCUUCAUGAUAUUAAAGCUCGUGGUCGCUUGUGGUAUAACAUGGGAGUAUUUCUUAUCCGGAGACUUGGGGACAUUGCUUCAUUAUUCACUUUGGCAAUCUUCCAGAGAAGCAAGUUUCAAUGGAAACUGUUUGGCAAUUAAUUAAUCCGUAAUGCUUUUCCUGAUGAACUUCUUGUGCUGCUCAUUGGGAGGCUUGGGAAAACAGCCUGUGGAGAUGUAGUGGAGAAUUCAGGUUUUUCUAUCUCAUUUGCAGGUUCCUGGUGACCAGUAUAUGGAUGGGGAAGUUAAAGGCUCCACUGAGAAUUGCAUUCUGAGAAGUUAUCCUUGCAUGAAGAGUGUCGAUUGUGUCAAUAGCCAAGUGCCAUGCUACACUCCUGAAAACAUUUUUAAGGAUUCUCUCAUUUAGCCAACAACUAUAUAACCAAGCCCCAUGCUUGGAAGAGUUUGCUCCAAUCCAUUUUUGCGAGGAUUUAGACAUACAUUGUAUGUAUAUUAGGGUUUGUAAUGAAUCCUGCUUACUAGUUUAAGGUAAGGGUUUAAUAUAGACUUAAAUUCA
Messenger RNA from Malania oleifera, 2647 nucleotides. Its product is annotated as pentatricopeptide repeat-containing protein At5g66520-like. The transcript is spliced from 5 exons. Bases 210 to 1715 code for a protein of 501 amino acids. Gene Ontology annotation, molecular function: protein binding; RNA binding. Lineage: Eukaryota; Viridiplantae; Streptophyta; Magnoliopsida; Santalales; Ximeniaceae. The record is from RefSeq and is a predicted model, not a curated record. Gene Ontology annotation, biological process: RNA modification.